GGGAGGCGGAGGUCACAGUUACCUGAGAUUGUGACAUUGCACUCCAGCCUGGGCCAUAGAGUGAGACUGUGUGUCAAAAAAGAAAAGGAAAGGAAAAGAAAAGAAAAAUCUAAAGAACAUUGUUACGGCAGUCUAAUAAAAAGUCUGCCACUUAGGUUUCAUAAUGAACUGUUCAUUCCCCAUUUAUUCAUUGGGUGAUACUCUGGCAAAGUCAUGCACAUGGUGUGGUAGAACAUACUGGGGAGAGAUUGUGAGAAGACAAAUCCAGUGUUUUCAUUAACCUGUUUUGUAAUCCAUGACAGUCACUUAACUUUGUUUCUUCACCUGUAAAAUGAAGUGAUUGGCCUACGGUUCAUUUGAAACUGGGAGCCAUUCUAUUCUAUCACUAUAAGCUCUAUACUGAAUGUCUUCUGCGAGUUUGUUAUUCUGUUUUCAUCUGUGUUAAUUUGAAAUUCUUUUCUAGAGGUAAUGUAAACAGUUGGGAAUAAUAAGAAAAACAUUCAACUUUUCUCUUUUUCCUCUGCACUAAAGAGAACAUGCUUGUCUAAGACUUAUGGACUGAAUAAAUGAUCAAGGAAUCAGCUGAAACCACUGCACAGCCAUGAGAAUAAUUUUUGAGACUUCAUGGAGGAUCUCUGAAAUUCUGUGGGUUGGAAACCGCAUGCAUAAGGCUUUCCUUUAUACCAGGUAUUCUUAACUUGGUGUCCAUAGACAGAAUCCAAGGGGUUCAAAAACUUCCGUAGAAAAAAGAUACAAACCUCUUAAUUUUUUUCACAUCAAGUAUGAAUGUAGGCAAAAACCAGGGUAGUAUUUGCUGUUAUGUCACCAAUAAAAAUCAGUUCAUCAUAGUGCAGUUUUCACCGCUAUCUCCAAAUAAUUAUAUUCUUCACUAUUUUGAAGUUAUGGUAGUUUAUUAGCCUUGGCCCUAGCUCCUGUUACUUAAUGCAAAAGAAGCACACCUGUAACUAUAUACACACAUGUGAAGCUCCUGCUAUAUAACAAAAUUGCCUUUAGUGUUUUUGAUAACUGCAUUUAAACAUAAUUUAUUUCCUGGGUAAUCCUAUCUAUUUCAUUGUAUGCAUUUUAAAACUGCUUGAGAAAUAGGCCUCACCAGAUUGCCAAAGGGGUCUUCGGCAUAAUAAAAGGCUAAGAUUACCCCGGCAUGAGCAUAGACAUAAAGAUCAUUAGAGGACCACUAUGCAGCUUGCAGCAACUGACGGCAAGCACUGUGAAUUUGGAAAACUGCAAAUUAUGGCCCUAUAAUUGAGUGUAGAGCCGUAAGGAGCAAUCAGAAACUUCAGUGUAAGAGGAAAAAAAAAGAUGUUUUUCAGAAAUUCCGGAAGCUAAGGAUCAGCAGAGGAUAGGAGGGGCCCAUUUCAGUCUCAUGCUUUGUUACUGGCUACAAAGGCGACGGAAUGACCAACAACCCACUUCCUGUUGACUGAAACUAUUGCCUGUCUCCACCCUAUUGCUCCCCCUCACCACCUCACCCCCAUCAAAGGGGCAUAACAACACAAGGGAACCCAAAGUCUACACCCCUUAACCUACGACCUUCCAAAAUCAUGUCCGGAGCUUUUGCCGACGCCGCAGGCUCCUUAGCGGCUAAGCGUGCGUGCGCCGGCUCCCUUGCCUCGGGUCAGCACCCCGGUGCUGGGGCCCCUGCAGCAGCCGCACCACAAAGUUUCAUCUACAACCUUAAGUUUGGAAACUAUCGUUUGCCCAGCGAAGGGCUCCCAUUAUUCCUGGCUGGCGGUCCAUCUCCUUGCCCGUCUCUCGGGGGAGUGAUUCGGUCCGGGACACCAGGACUCUGCUUGGAGGCCUGCUGUUGCCUAAAAACCCCAAGCGCGGGCCUCUUCAAGAUCCCAGGUUCGAGAUCCGAAUCCUCCAGUAAUGUCCUCAGACUCCGCCCCCUUCACUGCAGCCCGGGCAAUACUAGGGCCUAGCUCCUGAGAGCGGCGCCGUUGGCUUACGUAGCAGCACGUGAUUGGCCACCGCUCCCUGGCAGGCCGGGAUUGGUGGGAUACGGGCCGACCCCGCCCCUCGCCCCCGCCUCCGGUCCGAGGCCGCACGGGUGUCCUCGCGCUGCUAGUCCGCGCGCAGCCUGGCAGUUUGCCGCUUCCUCGUCCUCCAUCCUGCGUCCAUGGCCACCGCUGCGACUGAGGAGCCCUUCCCUUUUCACGGCCUCCUGCCGAAGAAGGAGACCGGAGCCGCCUCCUUCCUCUGCCGCUACCCCGAGUAUGACGGGCGGGGGGUGCUCAUCGCCGUCCUGGACACUGGGGUCGACCCGGGGGCUCCGGGCAUGCAGGUUACAACUGAUGGAAAACCAAAAAUCGUUGAUAUCAUUGAUACAACAGGAAGUGGCGAUGUAAAUACUGCUACAGAAGUAGAGCCAAAAGAUGGUGAAAUUGUUGGCCUUUCAGGAAGAGUGCUUAAGAUUCCUGCAAGCUGGACAAAUCCCUCAGGCAAAUAUCAUAUUGGCAUAAAAAAUGGCUAUGACUUCUAUCCUAAGGCUCUCAAGGAAAGGAUACAGAAAGAACGGAAGGAAAAAAUCUGGGACCCUGUUCACAGAGUGGCCCUUGCAGAAGCCUGUAGAAAACAGGAAGAAUUUGAUGUUGCCAACAACGGCUCUUCUCAAGCAAAUAAACUAAUCAAGGAGGAACUUCAAAGUCAAGUGGAAUUGCUAAAUUCUUUUGAGAAGAAAUACAGCGAUCCUGGCCCUGUAUAUGACUGCUUGGUAUGGCAUGAUGGCGAAGUCUGGAGAGCCUGCAUUGAUUCUAAUGAAGAUGGGGACUUGAGUAAAUCUACUGUGUUGAGAAACUACAAAGAAGCCCAAGAAUAUGGCUCUUUCGGCACAGCUGAGAUGUUGAAUUACUCCGUUAAUAUAUACGAUGAUGGAAACCUGCUCUCCAUUGUGACCAGCGGAGGAGCUCAUGGGACACAUGUAGCUAGUAUAGCUGCUGGACACUUUCCAGAAGAACCUGAACGGAAUGGGGUAGCUCCUGGUGCUCAAAUUCUUUCCAUCAAGAUUGGUGAUACAAGACUAAGCACAAUGGAAACAGGCACAGGCCUCAUAAGAGCUAUGAUAGAAGUUAUAAAUCAUAAGUGUGAUCUUGUCAACUACAGUUACGGAGAAGCAACUCACUGGCCAAAUUCUGGGAGAAUUUGUGAAGUAAUCAAUGAAGCAGUAUGGAAGCAUAAUAUAAUUUAUGUUUCAAGUGCUGGAAAUAAUGGUCCAUGCCUUUCUACAGUUGGUUGUCCAGGUGGAACUACAUCAAGUGUGAUAGGUGUUGGUGCUUAUGUUUCUCCUGAUAUGAUGGUUGCUGAGUAUUCACUGAGAGAGAAAUUACCUGCAAAUCAAUAUACUUGGUCUUCUAGAGGACCUAGUGCUGACGGGGCCCUUGGUGUGAGUAUCAGUGCACCAGGAGGAGCCAUUGCUUCUGUUCCUAACUGGACACUGAGAGGGACGCAGCUAAUGAAUGGAACAUCUAUGUCUUCCCCCAAUGCAUGUGGAGGCAUUGCGCUGAUCCUUUCAGGUCUGAAAGCUAAUAACAUUGACUACACAGUUCAUUCAGUCAGAAGAGCUCUAGAAAACACUGCAGUGAAGGCUGACAAUAUAGAAGUAUUUGCCCAAGGACAUGGUAUUAUUCAGGUUGAUAAAGCCUAUGACUACCUCGUUCAGAAUACGUCAUUUGCUAAUAAAUUAGGUUUUACUGUUACUGUUGGAAAUAACCGUGGCAUCUACCUCCGAGAUCCUGUUCAGGUGGCUGCACCUUCAGAUCAUGGCGUUGGCAUUGAACCUGUAUUUCCGGAGAACACAGAAAACUCUGAAAAAAUAUCCCUUCAGCUUCAUUUAGCUCUGACUUCAAAUUCGUCUUGGGUUCAGUGUCCCAGCCAUUUGGAACUCAUGAAUCAAUGUAGACACAUAAACAUACGUGUGGAUCCCAGGGGCUUAAGAGAAGGAUUACAUUAUACAGAGGUAUGUGGCUAUGAUAUCGCAUCCCCUAAUGCAGGUCCGCUCUUCAGAGUUCCGAUCACUGCAGUUAUAGCAGCAAAAGUAAAUGAAUCAUCACAUUAUGAUCUAGCCUUUACAGAUGUACACUUUAAACCUGGUCAAAUUAGAAGGCAUUUUAUUGAGGUUCCUGAGGGUGCAACAUGGGCUGAAGUGACAGUGUGUUCGUGUUCUUCUGAGGUGUCAGCAAAGUUUGUUCUACAUGCGGUCCAGCUUGUGAAGCAAAGAGCAUAUCGAAGCCAUGAAUUCUAUAAGUUUUGUUCUCUUCCAGAGAAAGGAACACUGACUGAAGCUUUUCCUGUCCUAGGUGGUAAAGCAAUUGAAUUUUGCAUUGCUCGUUGGUGGGCAAGUCUCAGUGAUGUCAACAUUGAUUAUACCAUUUCUUUCCAUGGGAUAGUGUGUACUGCUCCUCAGCUAAACAUUCAUGCAUCGGAAGGAAUCAACCGUUUUGAUGUUCAGUCCUCCUUGAAAUACGAAGAUCUGGCUCCCUGCAUAACUUUGAAGAACUGGGUCCAAACACUACGCCCAGUGAGUGCAAAAACAAAACCUUUAGGAUCAAGAGAUGUUUUGCCAAAUAAUCGUCAACUUUAUGAGAUGGUCCUGACAUAUAACUUUCAUCAACCCAAGAGUGGGGAAGUAACUCCAAGCUGCCCACUACUUUGUGAACUAUUAUAUGAAUCUGAAUUUGACAGCCAGCUGUGGAUUAUUUUUGACCAGAACAAAAGACAGAUGGGUUCAGGCGAUGCCUAUCCACAUCAGUAUUCUUUGAAACUGGAGAAAGGAGAUUAUACAAUUCGACUGCAGAUUCGCCAUGAGCAAAUCAGUGAUUUGGAACGCCUUAAAGACCUUCCAUUUAUUGUUUCUCAUAGAUUGUCUAAUACCUUGAGCUUAGAUAUUCAUGAAAAUCAUAGUUUUGCACUUCUAGGGAAGAAGAAAUCAAGCAAUUUGACAUUACCACCCAAAUAUAACCAGCCAUUCUUUGUUACUUCCUUACCUGACGAUAAAAUACCUAAAGGGGCAGGACCUGGAUGCUAUCUUGCAGGAUCCUUAACAUUGUCAAAGACUGAACUAGGAAAGAAAGCUGAUGUAAUCCCUGUUCAUUACUACUUAAUACCUCCACCAACAAAGACUAAGAAUGGCAGCAAAGAUAAGGAAAAAGAUUCAGAAAAAGAGAAAGAUUUAAAAGAAGAGUUUACUGAAGCAUUACGAGAUCUUAAAAUUCAGUGGAUGACAAAGCUGGAUUCUAGUGACAUUUAUAACGAAUUGAAAGAAACAUAUCCUAAUUAUCUUCCUCUGUAUGUUGCACGACUUCAUCAAUUGGAUGCUGAAAAGGAACGAAUGAAAAGACUUAAUGAAAUUGUUGAUGCGGCAAAUGCUGUUAUUUCUCAUAUAGAUCAAACAGCCCUAGCAGUUUAUAUUGCAAUGAAGACUGAUCCCAGGCCUGAUGCAGCUACUAUAAAAAAUGACAUGGACAAACAAAAAUCCACCCUCGUAGAUGCCCUUUGUAGGAAAGGUUGUGCCCUGGCAGACCAUCUUCUUCACACCCAGGCUCAAGAUGGAGCCAUUUCCACUGAUGCAGAAGGGAAGGAGGAGGAAGGAGAAAGUCCUUUGGAUUCUCUGGCAGAAACAUUUUGGGAAACUACUAAAUGGACUGAUCUCUUUGACAAUAAGGUUUUGACAUUUGCAUAUAAACAUGCAUUAGUAAAUAAAAUGUAUGGGAGAGGCCUUAAAUUUGCAACUAAACUUGUGGAAGAAAAACCAACAAAAGAAAACUGGAAAAAUUGUAUUCAACUGAUGAAGUUACUUGGAUGGACCCAUUGUGCAUCUUUUACUGAAAACUGGCUCCCCAUCAUGUAUCCUCCCGAUUAUUGCGUAUUCUAAAAUAGGAAACAAGACUUUAAAUUUUAAAAAAGGAAGUUUUAUAGUAAAUGGAUAUAAAAACAAAUUUGUGGCAUUUUUAGUCUAAUGCAUGUUUUCAUCCACUAUCCAAUACUGAUUAUUAAAAUGACAUGUAUUUAUCAGAGAAUUCACUGACGUGUGGCUUAAUACAUGUAAAUCUAGACCUCUGACAUCAUGGUGUUUUCUUAAUGCCUCAGAUUGCUGGCACGGGGAUGUGCCCUGCCUGCCAGCACCUAGGACUUCGAGUUGGGUUGCAGCUUAUGACAUGCAUGAUAGGUUUUGGAAGGUAACUUUUAACUGCAAACCUGUAAAGUUCUAUUUUUUAUUUUAUAAAUGAAAAGGGUUUUAACAUGCUCAACUUUAAUUUUUUUCAAUUGUAUGAAGGCCUUAAAAAAGCUACAUUAAGCGUAGCUAAAAUUAUUUAUUGGACUAAAAACUAACAGAACUUCAUUUCCAGAAUCUUUUUUUUUUUUUUUUUUUUGGCAAAUGUUUACAUUCAAUUAAGGGGAAAAAAUAGAACCAGCACAAAUGAGUGGCAAUUGCUGGAGCAUAACUGCUUCAGUAAAUCUUCAUCUUGGGGUAAUUACAGGCAAGUCAUUUUCACAUCCUCUUGAAGUUCAGAGCAUCAGAAUGAACUCUAUGAAUACAUGUGUAAGUGCCAGACAGCUGAAUCUUUAUCAGGUAUUGUAAAGAUACACAUAUGUUUAUUAAAAUUGAAAUAAUGUAAAACACGUGAAUAAAUUUGCAAAACCAAGAUCACAGUACACCAUAUGCACUCUGGUACCUUAAUUUUUUUUUAUAAAUAAUAAAAGUGAAUAUUGAAGCUUCUUAAA
Messenger RNA from Pongo pygmaeus (Bornean orangutan), 6741 nucleotides. It is a transcript of the gene TPP2, whose product is annotated as tripeptidyl peptidase 2. Gene Ontology annotation, cellular component: cytosol. The record is from RefSeq and is a predicted model, not a curated record. Bases 2141 to 5890 code for a protein of 1249 amino acids. Gene Ontology annotation, molecular function: serine-type endopeptidase activity; tripeptidyl-peptidase activity. NCBI's taxonomy places the organism in Eukaryota, Metazoa, Chordata, Mammalia, Primates, Hominidae. Gene Ontology annotation, biological process: proteolysis. The transcript has 29 exons.